Molecule: messenger RNA, 9765 nt
Organism: Closterium sp. Naga37s-1
Lineage: Eukaryota; Viridiplantae; Streptophyta; Zygnematophyceae; Desmidiales; Closteriaceae
Source: the annotation of a GenBank genome assembly
AUGCAGCCCUCCUCUCCCACCUCGCUUCCUCCACUCCCUUCGCUUCUCCCUCUAAGAGGGGCGCCUCUCCUAGGCGCCUAUGGGGCGCCUAAGGGGGCCUCUUCUCUAUGGGGCACUAAGAGGCGCCUCUCUGCUCCUCUGUGGUGUGACUCGGGCGCCACUCCUCUGUGGUGUGAGGCGAGCGCCACUCCUCUGUGGUGUGAGGCGGGCGCCACUCCUCUGUGGUGUGAGGCGGGCGCCACUCCUCUGUGGUGUGAGUCGGGCGCCACUCCUCUGUGGUGUGAGUCGGGCGCCACUCCUCUGUGGUGUGACUCGGGCGCCACUCCUCUGUGGUGUGAGGCGGGCGCCACUCCUCUGUGGUGUGAGGCGGGCGCCACUCCUCUGUGGUGUGACUCGGGCGCCACUCCUCUGUGGUGCGAGUCGGGCGCCACUCCUCUGUGGUGCGACUCGGGCGCCACUCCUCUGUGGUGUGAGGCGGGCGCCAUUGCUCUGUGGUGUGAGGCGGGCGCCACUCCUCUGUGGUGUGAGGCGGGCGCCACUCCUCUGUGGUGUGAGGCGGGCGCCACUCCUCUGUGGUGCGAGUCGGGCGCCACUCCUCUGUGGUGUGAGGCGGGCGCCAAUCCUCUGCGGUGUGACUCGGGCGCCAGUCCUCUGCGGUGUGAGGCGGGCGCCACUCCUCUGCGGUGUGACUCGGGCGUCACUCCUCUGCGGUGUGACUCGGACGUCACUCCUCUGUGGUGUGACUCGGGCGCCACUCCUCUGUGGUGUGACUCGGGCGCCACUCCUCUGUGGUGUGACUCGGGCGCCACUCCUCUGUGGUGUGACUUGGACGCCACUCCUCUGUGGUGUGACUCGGGCGCCACUCCUCUGUGGUGUGACUCGGGCGCCACUCCUCUGUGGUGUGAGUCGGGCGCCACUCCUCUGUGGUGUGAGGCGAGCAACACUCCUCUGUGGUGUGAGGCGGGCGCCACUCCUCUGUGGUGUGACUCGGGCGCCACUCCUCUGUGGUGUGAGUCGGGCGCCACUCCUCUGUGGUGUGAGUCGGGCGCCACUCCUCUGUGGUGUGACUCGGGCGCCACUCCUCUGUGGUGUGAGGCGGGCGCCACUCCUCUGUGGUGUGAGGCGGGCGCCACUCCUCUGUGUUGUGACUGGUGCGCCACUCCUCUGUGGUGCGAGUCGGGCGCCACUCCUCUGUGGUGCGACUCGGGCGCCACUCCUCUGUGGUGUGAGGCGGGCGCCAUUGCUCUGUGGUGUGAGGCGGGCGCCACUCCUCUGUGGUGUGAGGCGGGCGCCACUCCUCUGUGGUGUGAGGCGGGCGCCACUCCUCUGUGGUGCGAGUCGGGCGCCACUCCUCUGUGGUGCGACUCGGGCGCCGCUCCUCUGUGGUGUGAGGCGGGCGCCAUUGCUCCGUGGUGUGACUCGGGCGCCACUCCUCUGCGGUGUGAGGCGGGCGCCACUCCUCUGCGGUGUGACUCGGGCGUCACUCCUCUGCGGUGUGACUCCGGCGUCACUCCUCUGUGGUGUGACUCGGGCGCCACUCCUCUGUGGUGUGACUCGGGCGCCACUCCUCUGUGGUGUGACUCGGGCGCCACUCCUCUGUGGUGUGACUCGGACGCCACUCCUCUGUGGUGUGACUCGGGCGCCACUCCUCUGUGGUGUGACUCGGGCGCCACUCCUCUGUGGUGUGAGUCGGGCGCCACUCCUUUGUGGUGUGAGGCGAGCGCCACUCCUCUGUGGUGUGAGGCGGGCGCCACUCCUCUGUGGUGUGACGCGGGCGCCACUCCUCUGUGGUGUGAGUCGGGCGCCACUCCUCUGUGGUGUGAGUCGGGCGCCACUCCUCUGUGGUGUGACUCGGGCGCCACUCCUCUGUGGUGUGAGGCGGGCGCCACUCCUCUGUGGUGUGAGGCGGGCGCCACUCCUCUGUGGUGUGACUCGGGCGCCACUCCUCUGUGGUGCGAGUCGGGCGCCACUCCUCUGUGGUGCGACUCGGGCGCCACUCCUCUGUGGUGUGAGGCGGGCGCCAUUGCUCUGUGGUGUGAGGCGGGCGCCACUCCUCUGUGGUGUGAGGCGGGCGCCACUCCUCUGUGGUGUGAGGCGGGCGCCACUCCUCUGUGGUGCGAGUCGGGCGCCACUCCUCUGUGGUGCGACUCGGGCGCCACUCCUCUGUGGUGUGAGGCGGGCGCCAUUGCUCUGUGGUGUGACUCGGGCGCCACUCCUCUGCGGUGUGAGGCGGGCGCCACUCCUCUGCGGUGUGACUCGGGCGUCACUCCUCUGCUGUGUGACUCGGGCGUCACUCCUCUGUGGUGUGACUCGGGCGCCACUCCUCUGUGGUGUGACUCGGGCGCCACUCCUCUGUGGUGUGACUCGGGCGCCACUCCUCAGUGGUGUGACUCGGGCGCCACUCCUCUGUGGUGUGACUCGGGCGCCACUCCUCUGUGGUGUGACUCGGGCACCACUCCUCUGUGGUGUGACUCGGGCGCCACUCCUCUGUGGUGUGACUCGGGCGCCACUCCUCUGUGGUGUGAGGCGGGCGCCAUUCCUCUGUGGCGGGCGCCACUCCUCUGUGGUUCGGGCGCCACUCCUCUGUGGUGCGACUCGGGCGCCGCUCCUCUGUGGUGUGAGGCGGGCGCCAUUGCUCUGUGGUGUGACUCGGGCGCCACUCCUCUGCGGUGUGAGGCGGGCGCCACUCCUCUGCGGUGUGACUCGGGCGUCACUCCUCUGCGGUGUGACUCCGGCGUCACUCCUCUGUGGUGUGACUCGGGCGCCACUCCUCUGUGGUGUGAGUCGGGCGCCACUCCUCUGUGGUGUGACUCGGGCGCCACUCCUCUGCGGUGUGACUCGGGCGCCACUCCUCUGUGGUGUGAGUCGGGCGCCACUCCUCUGUGGUGUGACUCGGGCGCCACUCCUCUGCGGUGUGAGUCGGGCGCCACUCCUCUGUGGUGUGACUCGGGCGCCACUCCUCUGUGGUGUGAGUCGGGCGCCACUCCUCUGUGGUGUGAGGCAGGCGCCACUCCUCUGUGGUGUGAGGCGGGCGCCACUCCUCUGCGGUGUUACUCGGGCGCCACUCCUCUGUGGUGUGACUCGGGCGCCACUCCUCAGUGGUGUGACUCGGGCGCCACUCCUCUGUGGUGUGAGUCGGGCGCCACUCCUCUGUGGUGUGAGGCGGGCGCCACUCCUCUGUGGUGUGAGGCGGGCGCCACUCCUCUGUGGUGUAAGGCGGGCGCCACUCCUCUGUGGUGUGAGGCGGGCGCCACUCCUCUGUGGCGCCACUCCUCUGUGGCGGGCGCCACUCCUCUGUGGUGUGAGUCGGGCGCCACUCCUCUGUGGUGUGACUCGGGCGCCACUCCUCUGUGGUGUGAGGCGGGCGCCACUCCUCUGUGGUGUAAGGCGGGCGCCACUCCUCUGUGGUGUGAGGCGGGCGCCACUCCUCUGUGGUGUGAGUCGGGCACCACUCCUCUGUGGUGUGAGUCGGGCGCCACUCCUCUUUGGUGUGAGUCGGGCGCCACUCCUCUGCGGUGUGACUCGGGCGCCACUCCUCUGUGGUGUGACUCGGGCGCCACUCCUCUGUGGUGUGACUCGGGCGCCACUCCUCUGUGGUGUGACUCGGGCGCCACUCCUCUGUGGUGUGAGUCGGGCGCCACUCCUCUGUGGUGUGAGUCGGGCGCCACUCCUCUGUGGUGUGAGGCGGGCGCCACUCCUCUGUGGUGUGACUCGGGCGCCACUCCUCUGUGGUGUGACUCGGGCGCCACUCCUCUACGGUUUUACUCGGGCGCCACUCCUCUGCGGUGUGACUCGGGCGCCACUCCUCUGUGGUGUGACUCGGGCACCACUCCUCUGUGGUGUGACUCGGGCGCCACUCCUCUGUGUCGGGCGCCACUCCUCUGUGGUGCGGGCGCCACUCCUCUGUGGUGUGAGUCGGGCGCCACUCCUCUGUGGUGUGAGUCGGGCGCCACUCCUCUGUGGUGUGACUCGGGCGCCACUCCUCUGUGGUGUGAGGCGGGCGCCACUCCUCUGUGGUGUAAGGCGGGCGCCACUCCUCUGUGGUGUGAGGCGGGCGCCACUCCUCUGUGGUGUGAGUCGGGCGCCACUCCUCUGUGGUGUGACUCGGGCGCCACUCCUCUGUGGUGUGACUCAGGCGCCACUCCUCUGUGGUGUGAGGCGGGCGCCACUCCUCUGCGGUGUUACUCGGGCGCCACUCCUGUGCGGUGUGAGUCGGGCGCCACUCCUCUGUGGUGUGACUCGGGCGCCACUCCUCUGUGGUGUGAGUCGGGCGCCACUCCUCAGUGGUGUGACUCGGGCGCCACUCCUCUGUGGUGUGAGGCGGGCGCCACUCCUCUGUGGUGUGACUCGGGCGCCACUCCUCUGUGGUGUGAGGCAGGCGCCACUCCUCUGCGGUGUGAGUCGGGCGCCACUUCUCUGUGGUGUGAGUCGGGCGCCACUCCUCUGUGGUGUGACUCGGGCGCCACUCCUCUGCGGUGUGACUCGGGCGCCACUCCUCUGUGGUGUGACUCGGGCGCCACUCCUCUGUGGUGUGACUCGGGCACCACUCCUCUGUGGUGUGACUCGGGCGCCACUCCUCUGUGGUGUGACUCGGGCGCCACUCCUCUGUGGUGUGACUCGGGCGCCACUCCUCUGUGGUGUGACUCGGGCGCCACUCCUCUGUGGUGUGACUCGGGCGCCACUCCUCUGUGGUGUGACUCGGGCGCCACUCCUCUGUGGUGUGACUCGGGCGCCACUCCUCUGUGGUGUGACUCGGGCGCCACUCCUCUGUGGUGUGAGUCGGGCGCCACUCCUCUGUGGUGUGAGGCGGGCGCCACUCCUCUGUGGUGUGAGGCGGGCGCCACUCCUCUGUGGUGUGAGGCGGGCGCCACUCCUCUGCGGUGUUACUCGGGCGCCACUCCUCUGUGGUGUGACUCGGGCGCCACUCCUCUGUGGUGUGACUCGGGCGCCACUCCUCUGUGGUGUUACUCGGGCGCCACUCCUCUGCGGUGUGACUCGGGCGCCACUCCUCUGUGGUGUGACUCGGGCGCCACUCCUCUGUGGUGUGAGGCGGGCGCCACUCCUCUGCGGUGUGACUCGGGCGCCACUCCUCUGCGGUGUGAGUCGGGCGCCACUCCUCUGCGGUGUGAGGCGGGCGCCACUCCUCUGCGGUGUGAGGCGGGCGCCACUCCUCUGUGGUGUGAGGCGGGCGCCACUCCUCUGUGGUGUGACUCGGGCGCCACUCCUCUGUGGUGUGACUCGGGCGCCACUCCUCUGUGGUGUGACUCUGGCGCCACUCCUCUGCGGUGUGACUCGGGCGCCACUCCUCUGCGGUGUGAGGCGGGCGCCACUCCUCUGCGGUGUGACUCGGGCGCCACUCCUCUGUGGUGUGACUCGGGCGCCACUCCUCUGCGGUGUGACUCGGGCGCCACUCCUUUGUGGUGUGACUCGGGCGCCACUCCUCUGCGGUGUGAGGCGGGCGCCACUCCUCUGUGGUGUGACUCGGGCGCCACUCCUCUGUGGUGUGAGUCGGGCGCCACUCCUCUGUGGUGUGACUCGGGCGCCACUCCUCUGCGGUGUGACUCGGGCGCCACUCCUCUGUGGUGUGAGUCGGGCGCCACUCCUCUGUGGUGUGACUCGGGCGCCACUCCUCUGCGGUGUGAGUCGGGCGCCACUCCUCUGUGGUGUGACUCGGGCGCCACUCCUCUGUGGUGUGAGUCGGGCGCCACUCCUCUGUGGUGUGAGGCAGGCGCCACUCCUCUGUGGUGUGAGGCGGGCGCCACUCCUCUGCGGUGUUACUCGGGCGCCACUCCUCUGUGGUGUGACUCGGGCGCCACUCCUCAGUGGUGUGACUCGGGCGCCACUCCUCUGUGGUGUGAGUCGGGCGCCACUCCUCUGUGGUGUGAGGCGGGCGCCACUCCUCUGUGGUGUGAGGCGGGCGCCACUCCUCUGUGGUGUAAGGCGGGCGCCACUCCUCUGUGGUGUGAGGCGGGCGCCACUCCUCUGUGGCGCCACUCCUCUGUGGCGGGCGCCACUCCUCUGUGGUGUGAGUCGGGCGCCACUCCUCUGUGGUGUGACUCGGGCGCCACUCCUCUGUGGUGUGAGGCGGGCGCCACUCCUCUGUGGUGUAAGGCGGGCGCCACUCCUCUGUGGUGUGAGGCGGGCGCCACUCCUCUGUGGUGUGAGUCGGGCACCACUCCUCUGUGGUGUGAGUCGGGCGCCACUCCUCUUUGGUGUGAGUCGGGCGCCACUCCUCUGCGGUGUGACUCGGGCGCCACUCCUCUGUGGUGUGACUCGGGCGCCACUCCUCUGUGGUGUGACUCGGGCGCCACUCCUCUGUGGUGUGACUCGGGCGCCACUCCUCUGUGGUGUGAGUCGGGCGCCACUCCUCUGUGGUGUGAGUCGGGCGCCACUCCUCUGUGGUGUGAGGCGGGCGCCACUCCUCUGUGGUGUGACUCGGGCGCCACUCCUCUGUGGUGUGACUCGGGCGCCACUCCUCUACGGUUUUACUCGGGCGCCACUCCUCUGCGGUGUGACUCGGGCGCCACUCCUCUGUGGUGUGACUCGGGCACCACUCCUCUGUGGUGUGACUCGGGCGCCACUCCUCUGUGUCGGGCGCCACUCCUCUGUGGUGCGGGCGCCACUCCUCUGUGGUGUGAGUCGGGCGCCACUCCUCUGUGGUGUGAGUCGGGCGCCACUCCUCUGUGGUGUGACUCGGGCGCCACUCCUCUGUGGUGUGAGGCGGGCGCCACUCCUCUGUGGUGUAAGGCGGGCGCCACUCCUCUGUGGUGUGAGGCGGGCGCCACUCCUCUGUGGUGUGAGUCGGGCGCCACUCCUCUGUGGUGUGACUCGGGCGCCACUCCUCUGUGGUGUGACUCAGGCGCCACUCCUCUGUGGUGUGAGGCGGGCGCCACUCCUCUGCGGUGUUACUCGGGCGCCACUCCUGUGCGGUGUGAGUCGGGCGCCACUCCUCUGUGGUGUGACUCGGGCGCCACUCCUCUGUGGUGUGAGUCGGGCGCCACUCCUCAGUGGUGUGACUCGGGCGCCACUCCUCUGUGGUGUGAGGCGGGCGCCACUCCUCUGUGGUGUGACUCGGGCGCCACUCCUCUGUGGUGUGAGGCAGGCGCCACUCCUCUGCGGUGUGAGUCGGGCGCCACUUCUCUGUGGUGUGAGUCGGGCGCCACUCCUCUGUGGUGUGACUCGGGCGCCACUCCUCUGCGGUGUGACUCGGGCGCCACUCCUCUGUGGUGUGACUCGGGCGCCACUCCUCUGUGGUGUGACUCGGGCACCACUCCUCUGUGGUGUGACUCGGGCGCCACUCCUCUGUGGUGUGACUCGGGCGCCACUCCUCUGUGGUGUGACUCGGGCGCCACUCCUCUGUGGUGUGACUCGGGCGCCACUCCUCUGUGGUGUGACUCGGGCGCCACUCCUCUGUGGUGUGACUCGGGCGCCACUCCUCUGUGGUGUGACUCGGGCGCCACUCCUCUGUGGUGUGACUCGGGCGCCACUCCUCUGUGGUGUGAGUCGGGCGCCACUCCUCUGUGGUGUGAGGCGGGCGCCACUCCUCUGUGGUGUGAGGCGGGCGCCACUCCUCUGUGGUGUGAGGCGGGCGCCACUCCUCUGCGGUGUUACUCGGGCGCCACUCCUCUGUGGUGUGACUCGGGCGCCACUCCUCUGUGGUGUGACUCGGGCGCCACUCCUCUGUGGUGUUACUCGGGCGCCACUCCUCUGCGGUGUGACUCGGGCGCCACUCCUCUGUGGUGUGACUCGGGCGCCACUCCUCUGUGGUGUGAGGCGGGCGCCACUCCUCUGCGGUGUGACUCGGGCGCCACUCCUCUGCGGUGUGAGUCGGGCGCCACUCCUCUGCGGUGUGAGGCGGGCGCCACUCCUCUGCGGUGUGAGGCGGGCGCCACUCCUCUGUGGUGUGAGGCGGGCGCCACUCCUCUGUGGUGUGACUCGGGCGCCACUCCUCUGUGGUGUGACUCGGGCGCCACUCCUCUGUGGUGUGACUCUGGCGCCACUCCUCUGCGGUGUGACUCGGGCGCCACUCCUCUGCGGUGUGAGGCGGGCGCCACUCCUCUGCGGUGUGACUCGGGCGCCACUCCUCUGUGGUGUGACUCGGGCGCCACUCCUCUGCGGUGUGACUCGGGCGCCACUCCUUUGUGGUGUGACUCGGGCGCCACUCCUCUGCGGUGUGAGGCGGGCGCCACUCCUCUGUGGUGUGACUCGGGCGCCACUCCUCUGUGGUGUGAGGCGGGCGCCACUCCUCUGUGGUGUGAGGCGGGCGCCACUCCUCUGUGGUGUGAGGCGGGCGCCACUCCUCUGUGGUGUGAGGCGGGCGCCACUCCUCUGUGGUGUGACGCGGGCGCCACUCCUGUGCGGUGUGAGUUGGGCGCCACUCCUCUGUGGUGUGACUCGGGCGCCACUCCUCUGUGGUGUGACUCGGGCGCCACUCCUCUGUGGUGUGACUCGGGCGCCACUCCUCUGUGGUGUGACUCGGGCGCCACUCCUCUGUGGUGUGAGUCGGGCGCCACUCCUCUGUGGUGUGACUCGGGCGCCACUCCUCUGUGGUGUGACUCGGGCGCCACUCCUCUGUGGUGUGACUCGGGCGCCACUCCUCUGUGGUGUGACUCGGGCGCCACUCCUCUGUGGUGUGACUCGGGCGCCACUCCUCUGUGGUGUGACUCGGGCGCCACUCCUCUGCGGUGUGACUCGGGCGCCACUCCUCUGUGGGCGCCACUCCUCUGCGGUGUGAGUGGGGCGCCACUCCUCUGUGGUGUGACUCGGGCGCCACUCCUCUGUGGUGUGACUCGGGCGCCACUCCUCUGUGGUGUGACUCGGGCGCCACUCCUCUGUGGUGUGACUCGGGCGCCACUCUGUGGUGUGACUCGGGCGCCACUCCUCUGUGGUGUGACUCGGGCGCCACUCCUCUGUGGUGUGACUCGGGCGCCACUCCUCUGUGGUGUGAGUCGGGCGCCACUCCUCUGUGGUGUGACUCGGGCGCCACUCCUCUGUGGUGUGAGGCGGGCGCCACUCCUCUGUGAGGGGGAGGAGUGCGGCGGGGCGUGUGGCAGUAGAAGGGGAGAGAGGCGAGAGGCGAAGGGUGGUGCGGUGGGAGGUGCUGGGCUAGGGGCGGGGGAGGAUGGUAAGGGUGGGGCGGUGGAUGGGAGUGCGGGUGGUGGGGAGGAAGGGGGGAAGAAGAGGAAGAAGAGUCGGGGAGGGGAGAGGGCGAGAAACCGGAAGAAGAUAGCCACUGAGAGAGAGGCUGCAGCAGUGGCGGCGGAGGAGGAGGAGGGCGGGAGGAGGGGAGACGUGUUUGAUUUUGUUAACGUGCACUUGGGGGGCAGAGAGAAGGAAGCUGGUGAUGAGGCCAGGAUAGUGCAUAGAGGAGGGAAUGUGAGGAGGGAAUCGGGGAGUGAGUCUGCCGGGGGCGGGGGCAGCCAGAGCGAGAGAAUGGGAGGAGUGGGCCGGGGAGGAGUGCGAGGGGCCAAGGUAUUAGGGGCGGCAGCAUGUGCCGGUGCUAUACCAGGGGCAGGAGGGAAGGGGCGGGAGGAGGAGCGGCGGGAGCUGAUGCAGCAGGAGGAGCGGGUGAGGGAGGUGUGUGCGCGGGUGGGGCGGUACGAGGAGAUGGCAGGGCGCCACGCGCAUGACAAGGUGACACUGGCCGCCGUGCACCGCAAGCUGGCUGCUGCUCGGGAGGAGCUGAGGCGCGUGCAGGGGGGGCGGGACUCGGCGCACUCCAGUGCCGCCCAGAAGGAGGCCCUGCGGAAAUGGACCAAGUUCUAG